AUGUUGAGUUUAAAGGAAAUCGCCUGGACCCGUGUCUCUGAUGGUGCCAUUCUGACUGCGGGAAACCGUACCUUUACAAGAGACCCAAGAUGGCAAGUCUCCAAAAAGUCAGCAAAUAUUUGGGUGCUGAAUUUAAGACGCGCAGAGCACCAGGAUUUGGGAUGUUAUCUGUGUGAAAUCAAUGAUAAGCAUAAUACAGCAUACGCAGUUUAUUUGAAAGUGUUGCACACUCCUGUUGCCUCCCCAUAUUCUCUGCAGAGUGUGAUUUUGGAGGUAUGCGCCUUUAAAGAUCCAGCUGGAUUAGCAGCCUCAGAGAAGGGGUAG
Messenger RNA from Caenorhabditis briggsae, 324 nucleotides. Gene Ontology annotation, biological process: synapse organization. The transcript is spliced from 3 exons. The record is from RefSeq and is a predicted model, not a curated record. Bases 1 to 324 code for a protein of 107 amino acids. Gene Ontology annotation, cellular component: neuron projection membrane. NCBI's taxonomy places the organism in Eukaryota, Metazoa, Nematoda, Chromadorea, Rhabditida, Rhabditidae.